AUGCCUUGUCAGGCAAUCAUAAGAGCUUUCAUCAUCCGCAAAAAACUCAAACAAGUGAGGAAACAGUAUGAGGACAUUUUCAGUGACAUUGAGACGGACGUCUGCCCUGAUGGUAAAACAUGCUCAAUCCAGUGGAGAGAACCUGCAAUGAGCAAGCCAUGUGUCCUUCCAAAAUCCUAUAAGACACAUGCUGUUGCUGUUAAAGAAGUCAGAUCAGGAAGCCCAAACGAAAGUCAUCAGCAGCCUCGACCGGACUCCACGCCAUCCCAGGAUACCGAUUACCAGGUACAUGGAACUGGUAACCAAACUAUUGACAUCGAGUCUCACACGAAUGCUGGUGUCAAAGGUCAAGAUGGAACGCCCCAACAGGAACAUGACAAUGACUCAAAUCUGAAAGAUUUCAAUGACAGAGAUUUGGCGCACAAUGCCGAGGAUCAACAGGCAAGUUCCAUGCAAAAUCAUCAAAAUGAGAACCAAAAAGCAAAUCCAGACAGUCGCGAAUUGGUAUUGGAAACCUUGCCCUGCGACCAAGAAGAUCUCCAACUUGCUGGAGACGUUGGAAGAAUGGAAACUGGCUUCCCAAGUCCCAUUGACAAUUACACUUCAGAUUUUGAAUCCUACACAACCACAACAGCUUCGCAAGCCUCUGAUUCCAUUGCUGAGAAAUCAGACAGUGAGGGGUUGAUAGCCGAUAAUGGGACAUCACCAACUGCCCAAUCUUCCAUAGAGGAAACCGUGUCUACUAUUACGGAGGUGACAGAAAAUGUACAUCUAAAGCAAACAUGUUUAAUAGAUCAAAAAAUUCCCGUAGCUUCUGAGACAGACAUUACAGAAGGUGACCUUAGAACAGUAAAUCACAUUCUGAUUAGAAAGUCCGUAGAUGAUGUAUCACUGACUGAUUCAAAAGCCGGAGGUGCUGAAGACACAAUCAGACCUGGAAGUGAGUUAGAAUCAAAUUCCACAGGUUCUCUCACAGAUUCUGAAAGAUUUAAAACUGGAUUUGGUACUGAAGUCCUCCAUGCACCACUCGAUUCACAAGCAUUAAAAACUGAUAAUGGCACUAAAGAUUCAAUAAGGAAUGAUGUAACAGGAGACGUCCAUAGUAGGGUUCCAAAUGGGGCCACCGCUGGGGAGAAAUUAACUGAUCUGUCCGACAGAGAAUCUGUAACUGAUACCACGCUAAGUCUGUCUCAUCUUUCACAUGUUACUGAUAACAACCAGAGGGAUGUAAAGAUGCAGGACAAGGAUGGAGAUGAGAGGGAGGAUGUGGGAAAUGGCUUAUCCCUUGGGGAGGAGGAGGGCGGAGAAAAGUGCAAGUCAGUCAUCUCAGGGAGAACGGGAGGAGAGCUGGAGUCGUCCAUUGUUGCCGAUAUGACAUCAGUUUGGAGUAAUGAAAAUUCAUUUACAGAUUUGACUGAUUACCCAAGUGAUCUGGAAGAGCUAAAGCAGAUGAGAAACACCACAGCCCUGGAGCUCCUAUGGGUUCAACAAGCCAUCAGCAGUAGGAAAAAUUACCUGAGACUGAAGAGCAACAUGGAGUCUUCUCAGUGAGCAGCCAUUACCAGCAAGAUCAAGAAUUAUUCCUGGGAGAAGAUUUGAAUCAAGAACUUGAAGAUAAUGUAUGUAAGUGUAUACUGCUCAAUCUUUGUGCAUGUUCUCAUUAAUUUCAUAAAGUGUUAUACAAUGUAUUAUUUUGUUAUGUUGUUGUUUUCAUUUAUUUUAUCAUCUUACUUACUUUAUAUUUCAUUAAGUUUGUGUCUUGUGUAAUAAGUUUCAUUUAUUUAUUUGUUUGUUUUAAUUUGAUGGAUUGUGUUUUAAGUUUCAUUUAUUUAUCUGAUUUAGUUUGAUGUAUUAUUUUGGAAUACAUUGUCAUUGUAACAAAUCACACCAUCUUAGCAAUAAACAAACAAAGUCAUUGGGUCUUGCCCCAUGAUGUGAAA
Asterias rubens (European starfish) is the source of this 1940-nucleotide messenger RNA. RefSeq lists its product as uncharacterized. The transcript is spliced from 6 exons. NCBI's taxonomy places the organism in Eukaryota, Metazoa, Echinodermata, Asteroidea, Forcipulatida, Asteriidae. The record is from RefSeq and is a predicted model, not a curated record. Gene Ontology annotation, molecular function: protein binding. Bases 1 to 1551 code for a protein of 516 amino acids.